This is a messenger RNA of Acanthocheilonema viteae, 288 nucleotides long. Lineage: Eukaryota; Metazoa; Nematoda; Chromadorea; Rhabditida; Onchocercidae. The record is from the annotation of a GenBank genome assembly.
AUGCCGUUAUGGUGUCACAUAAGUAUUAUGGAAGUCGGUAGCAUCUCGCUGGAAUGUGGCGCAGUACCAUCUUUUCCUGUGGGUGGCAUUAAUUACUUGCCGAUCCCAUCAUGUCAACAGUCUUCGUCGUCCUCAGCGCACGGUUCAGCCUUCUCGUCACCAACUUUCUCCUCCCUUGCACCGUUGCUGAUCGGCUGUGAGGUCAUUUCUAUUCACUUUAUUACUGUGCAGAUCAGUUAUAGUAAAAACGAUUUGAAACUGCAAGAGCGAUUCAAAAUCAAUGAAUGA